UUUGCGCUUGCGCGAAUGAGUAACACAUUUCCGGGUGGGAUAGCGACCGGGGUGAAGUGAUUCAUUUUGCCAGCUUACUUCUUUAGUGGAUCUCCAAAAUAUACUAAGCACUUAUUGAAUAAUUUUCUUUCGGGUUGGUUUGUUAUCUGGAACUGAUGAGAAAGGCAGGAUGCCUUACCACUGGCAGAGUCACAAUGUCAAGCAGAGUGGAGUGGAUGAUAUGGUGUUGCUGCAGAAGAUUGCAGAGGUGGCCAUAGUUGACAACUUAAAGAAGAGAUUUAUGGAUGAUUGCAUUUAUACAUACAUAGGCCCAGUGCUUAUCUCUGUCAAUCCAUUCAAGCAACUCCCUGCUCUUUAUGGAGAUAAGAUGAUAGAUCAGUAUCAAGGGGCUGCAGCCUAUGAAAACCCUCCACAUGUUUAUGCACUCUCAGAUAAUAUGUACAGAAACAUGAUGAUUGACUUGGAAAACCAAUGUGUUAUCAUCAGUGGCGAGUCGGGUGCAGGGAAAACUGUGGCGGCCAAAUACAUCAUGGCUUACAUUGCCAAGGUGUCUGGAGGCGGCCCUAAAGUAAAGCACGUAAAAGACAUCAUCCUGGAAUCUAACCCACUUUUAGAAGCAUUUGGAAAUGCUAAGACAGUGAGAAACAACAAUUCCAGCAGAUUUGGCAAAUAUGUAGAAAUACAGUUCAGUCGGGGUGGAGAACCAGAUGGAGGAAAGAUCUCACAGUUUCUAUUGGAAAAGUCUCGAGUUGUCAGUCAGAAUACGAACGAGAGGAACUUCCAUAUAUUCUAUCAGAUCUGUGCGGGAGCAGAUCCAGAACUACAAGAAUCUCUGGGAAUUACCAAUCCAGAUUAUUAUUUUUACUUGAACCAAAGUGGCACAUACCAAGUGGAUGGCACUGAUGACAAGAAAGAAUUUGAAGAUACAAUGCAUGCUAUGUCAGUGAUGGGGAUGGAUGAAGCCACACAAGUAAAUGUGUUGACCAUAGUGGCAGGCAUUUUGCAUCUUGGCAACAUCAGCUUUGUUGAGGAUGGAAACUAUGCAAAAGUGGAGAAUACUGAAUUCCUGGAUUUCCCGGCCUAUCUUCUUGGUGUGGACAAAGAAGACCUGAACACCAAGCUGAAGAGCCGUGUGAUGGACAGCAAGUGGGGAGGAAAGACAGAAACCAUCAACCUGACCCUGAACACAGACCAGGCUGCCUACACCAGAGAUGCACUGGCGAAAGCACUAUAUACAAGGCUGUUUGAUUAUUUAGUAGCGAGAACAAAUGGAGCCAUGGUGAAACAAAGAGAAGAAAUAAACAUUGGCAUCCUGGACAUUUAUGGAUUUGAAAUCUUUCAAAAGAAUGGUUUUGAACAGUUUUGCAUCAACUAUGUCAAUGAAAAACUGCAGCAGAUUUUCAUAGAGUUGACUCUCAAGGCAGAGCAGGAGGAAUACAUCCAGGAAGGCAUAAAAUGGAAUUCCAUUGACUACUUCAACAACAAGAUAGUGUGUGAUCUCAUUGAGUCAAAGAGUCCCCCUGGUAUUAUGUGUGUACUGGAUGAUGUCUGUGCUACAUUGCAUGCUGUCAGUGAGGGAGCAGAUAUGAAGCUAUUACAGAAACUUCAAGCAGCAGUAGGAACACAUCAGCAUUACCAAGGCUCCAAUAUAGGAUUUGUAAUACACCACUAUGCUGGCAAGGUUUCCUAUGAUGCAGAAGGUUUCUGUGAGCGUAACAGAGAUGUCCUCUUCCCAGAUUUGAUACAGCUGAUGCAAAGCAGUGAAAAUGAAUUCAUUGCCAGUCUUUUCCCAGAGGAUGUUAGCUCUACCACACGUGGCCGUCCUACUACUGCAGGCAGUAAAAUCAGGACUCAGGCCAACCGUCUUGUAGAUACUUUGAUGAAGUGCACCCCACAUUAUAUAAGGUGUAUCAAACCAAAUGAAACCAAGAGAGCACAUGACUGGGAAGACAGCAGGGUGAAGCAUCAAGUGGAAUACCUUGGUCUCAAGGAGAAUAUUAGAGUCAGAAGAGCAGGGUUUGCAUAUAGAAGACCAUUUGGGAAGUUCCUCAAAAGGUAUGCUAUUCUAACCCCUGAGACCUGGCCCCACUGGAGAGGAGAUGACAAGAAAGGCGUGGCUCACCUGAUGAACUCGGUCCAUAUGGACUCAGAUCAGUGGCAGCUGGGGAAAACCAAAGUCUUCAUCAAGAACCCAGAAUCGUUGUUCUUGCUGGAGGAAGUUAGGGAAAGAAAAUAUGAUGGCUAUGCUAGAACUAUCCAGAAGGCAUUCAGAAAAUACAAUGCCAGGAAAUUCUAUGUCAAACUCCGAGAACAGGCCUCAGAUCUGUUGCUUAAUAAAAAAGAGAGGAGACAGUACAGUCUCAAUCGCAACUUUGUGGGGGAUUACAUAGGGCUGGAUGACAACCCGGCCCUCAGAGCUCUGGUUGGCAAGAGAGAAAGGAUAGAGUUUGCCAAUACUGUGACCAAAUAUGAUAGGAGGUUCAAGACAGCCAAAAGAGAUUUGAUAGUCACAUCAAAAGGAGUUUACCUAGUAGGCAGAGAAAUGAUGAAGAAAGGGCCAGAGAAGGGCCAGCUGAAAGAGGUCGUCAAGCGGCCAUUGGAAAUGGAAAUGAUAACUGGAGUGGCACUGAGCACAAUGCAAGAUGACUUCUUUAUCAUCCAUGUUCAAAAUGAUUACAGCAGUUUACUAGAAUCAGUCUUUAAAACAGAGUUUCUGACUGCUUUGUCUAAAAAAUACAAGGAGAGGACACACAAAGAGUUGAAAGUAGAGUUUAGUGAUACGUUAGAAUUUCCUGUCAAAAAGGAAGGAUGGGGUGGUGGUGGAAAAAGAACUGUGAAGUUUGUGAAAGGAAAUGGCAAUGCUGCGCUGCUUAAACCCUCAGGGAAAGUUCUCACAGUAUCAAUUGGACAGGGACUUCCAAAGAACUCCAGGCCAGGCAAUGUAAACCUCCCCGUGCAGAUGACAGGAGGUAGGGCCAACUACCGUCCAGCUGGUCCAGGCCGGGCAGCUCCUCCCCCUCCCUCCAGCCAUCCCCCUAGCAGACCAGCCCCUGGACCUCCAGGUUAUCCACCACCACCAGUGCACAGCAGUAAUGGAAACUUGAGGUCUGCCAAGAGGACAUCUCGGAGAGUUUCUUCCUCUUCUGACAAGUCUCCGUCCCUGCCCAAAGAGGGAGCACAGAGGCUGGCCAGGCAGAUCAACCAGGCAGUGAGGAAUAAUGAUGAAGAAUUCAUGAAGACACCUGAGGCAGGAGUGGCUGGCAUUCAGAGAUUGAAUAGCAGAAGUAAACGCCCUGCCCCAGGAGCCGGUCGGCCCAAGCCGAAACCCAAUCCUAAACCUAAACCCUUGCUGCCCGAGUGCAGGUGUCUAUAUGCUUACGAUGCUCAGGACACAGAUGAACUAAGCUUCAAUGAAGGAGAUAUUAUAUCUCUAAUAAAAGAAGAUCCUCAGGGCUGGUGGACAGGACGCCUGCGUGGAAAGGAAGGUCUAUUUCCGUCAAAUUAUGUGGAGAAAAUAUGAAACAGGCAGAAAGACUGGGAGGUGU
Lingula anatina is the source of this 3545-nucleotide messenger RNA. RefSeq names its product unconventional myosin-Ie. Gene Ontology annotation, molecular function: microfilament motor activity; actin filament binding; ATP binding. NCBI's taxonomy places the organism in Eukaryota, Metazoa, Brachiopoda, Lingulata, Lingulida, Lingulidae. Gene Ontology annotation, biological process: actin filament organization; endocytosis. The record is from RefSeq and is a predicted model, not a curated record. Gene Ontology annotation, cellular component: plasma membrane; myosin complex; microvillus.